UUGAAUCGGUCUAGUCCAGUCAAGUUGAGAGAAAUGAGAGUCCAUAUGUCCGCCUCACUUAACGAUAUCCCAAAUUCACUUGUUCUUGGGAUAGCAAAGGAAGGGUCUUCACAUCUUGUGCCUUGAAGUUUCAGCGCAAUCAGCCUCUUCCCGACCAACAGUACUGACUGGUCGACCGGGUUGGAGCCAUACAGGUCAGACAUCCGUGAGGAAUACCAUUUGACUGCCACCGAUAGGAGGCAUACUAUGCUUAAAUAUAGAUACCAAAAGGCAACCAACUUCCCCUUUUUCUUUCUCUCCCCUCCCCUUCUUUUCAUAUUCUUUAAAUGAGCUGAACAAGUCUUUAUAUCUACGCCAAUCUAUCACACACUCGUUAAGACUUACAAAUUAGAAAUUCACUGGAUACCAAUACGCAACGCAACUUCUUCAAUCUCUGGCAAAUUACGCCUAGCUAAAAGCUCGCCCUUUCAAUACUUCUUGUCCAUAUUUAAUCACCCUUUCUACCCAUUCAACCAAUCUUACCAUGUGUCAGAAAGCCUAUUACAUUCACGUCUGCGGUCACCGAAGCUGGGGCCCCCUUAACCGCUGCGAUAACCGCUACGUCUGCCCAGAAGGAAACACACACUACUAUCCUGUCUACCUCACCAGCCCAUGUCGAUUCUGUCGAACACCCCGUCGAGGAGGCGGGGAUGCCGGGCGAGGACGAGGAAGAGGGAGGACAACUCGAUGCUCCCAGGCACACGCCCAGGCACAGAACAGUACCAUCCCAUCACCAAUUUCCCAAUCUCACCCCCAUCCACCAGGUUAUUCAUCUCCAAAUGACGUUGGGGAACCAGGGUCAUUUCCUCUACCACCACUACCGCCAGUAAGUUUGUGCCAUUGCAGCAUGGUUCCAACGGGAUGUGAAUGAGAGGUAUGCAAAAAAGCGCACACCCAGGGACUUUGAAAGUUCAGAUUAUCAUCUUAUGGUAGGACCCUGGUAUCCCUAGUUAUCCUCCCCGCUGGGCCCUAUCCCCAUGCUAACGUUGGAAGCCAGCUGAAUGGAUGAUGGAUUCGCGUGGGGAGCACAGAGAACUGCUACGGGGGUGAUUGUUCACCCCAGGGAAUGGGCCUAGCAUGGUAUGGACCUGGCUGGAUACACGACUCUCACCCUAUUUCUACGCUUCUAUCCUUUUUAACUCUGCCUGUCCUUGAGAGUAUUGCCUGUUUGUACGAGAGAAGAAUGGAAGAAAUUGUCAAAGGCCGCUUCAAUCAAACACCUAUUUCCUCCAACAAUAAAUAGCCUGAAGUAUCCAGUAUCA
Molecule: messenger RNA, 1301 nt
Organism: Trichophyton rubrum CBS 118892
Lineage: Eukaryota; Fungi; Ascomycota; Eurotiomycetes; Onygenales; Arthrodermataceae
Exons: 1
Coding region: 524-910 (128 amino acids)
Source: RefSeq, a predicted model, not a curated record